AGGAAGGCGCUCCUACCUCGACAAACCAUAAUUGAAGACGACUGAUUAUACCGUUCACCGAAAACUCUACCUUGUUUAUCAUUUUUCCCCUCCCCUUUAAUUUCCUUCCAACAUCGAUUUCUGAUUUUCCCAGCUCGGCGGAGCAAAAAUCCGGAAUUUCAAUCUUUCACGGUGACACUCUGUCCGCGGAAGAACGUUAUUGUACUAUACGGUCGUGUAGCAAUUUGAAAAUAACACUGCGGGCGGCAGUGGAUCACUUUUGUACUUGAUUUAUCUUCCGCGUGACUAAGGCUACGGCGUGUUUCUAUUUAAGCAUUUUCCUUUUCUUCGACGGCUUGAUUGAUUUAAUUGUUUGAACAGCUAAAGAGUUUUUUCUAUUUCCGAGACCCGUACUGUAACGUCUCCAAGCGGUGGUCUAUCCGUGCGGAGCAGAAGGCCAACAACUGUCUCGAGCAUUUCCAGACAAGCGAAUUUUUAACUACAACCGGAGCCAAAUUCAUUUCUCUUCGUUUCUCCUCCCCGGAGCGGCCGUUGAGAAUUGGUGAAAUCGCUUUCAGAAUUAACGAAAAGAACAUCACGACAUCUAACGAACACGAAACUAAACGAACACCUAACGACAGAAUUCUUUUUUACCCCCGUGUGCUGGUCCUAUUUGUGUAAAAUAAAACCAAGAAGUGCUGUUGUAUUGUAACCCGCGGUGGUUGUACUAGUUGGAGAAAAACUAAGACAAGAAGACAAGCAGGUCGCGACGCUGGGAACAACAACACGGAGAAGUGGAUCAUGUCGCAGUACGGAGCUGCGACCGCGAGCGGGAACAAUCCCGCGACAGGCGCGCCAGGAAAUGCCGCAAACUGGGACUGGGAAGACUUCUACAAGAAUUACGAAUUUUAUCUCCAGUAUGCAAACACGAGCGGGGGCCAACACGACGGUGCUCAACAAAAUGCGGCGAAUAAACCUAGUACCCCGGCGAAUCACCAGCCGCUGGUGAAGGACCACAUCCCCCUGCAAUUCAAGCCUUUUGAAGCGGACUUGAAAAAGUUCCCGAACUUUUACGACAAGGCGAAUUGGUGGAACAAAAACGGCGGGUCGAAUAACGCAGCGCAGAAGGGAGGCAAAAACAAUAAUUCGGACUGGGAUCUGAACCGCUACGACACUCCGGGCGCGAUGACCAAGGGAAAUAAAAACACCGGGGACAAAAACAACUACAACGACCACUACAAUUCCAACCACAACAAUACUAGUUCCUAUGGAAACAGCGCGUACAACUACGGGAGCAGUAAUUCAAAUUCUUCAUCCGAUCCUUACCAGCACAAGGGUGUGAACAAUUCUGCUUUUGGCGGCCAGGGGUACGGAAAAGGAUCAUCGUCUAAUGGCGGCUCCUCGGGCAAGGAUUGGGCCAGCGGUAUGGAUCAUUACAAGAGCAGUACUAACUCCUAUCACAAAGGCGGUGGCGGUGGGCCGUACGACAAGGGUUAUUACGACAAAAACAACUAUACGGGAACCACCUACGGCGGUAAUGCGCCAGCCGGCUAUAAUUCAUCCAAGGGCAAUGUUGACUAUGGGAAGGGAGACUACGGCAAGGGUGACUACUACGCCAAGGGAAGCAAGGCCGGUCUUGGCGGUGGUGGUACUGCUGGUGCUGCUUCUGUGGACCAACAGUAUUCGUCACACCAACCAGGAGCGAGUGCAGCCACCAGCACUGUUCAGCAGCAGCAGCAGAACCACUACGCUUCCGGGUUCGAGGCGGGCCUAGCAGCGGCGAAGGAGUUGCUGGAGAAGCAGAAACAUUUGGAGGAAAGCGUGCUAGCCUUGAAGGCGACGCUUGGACAACAGCAGCAGCAGCAAAACGGGGCGACGACGACUGCAGUGGGAGCUGCAAACACCGCGGGAACUGCUGCGAACGUCCUCGCUUCGGCGGUCUCCGCGUCCUCCUCGGCCACGUCCAGCGCCAGCAGUUCCCCUUUCAUCGCUGCGCAGUCCGUCGCGCGGCCCGCGGAACUCGCACCACCCUCUGCGGUGAACGCGAUCGCGGCCAAUGGGCAGGCGAACAAGAUGAACAAAACUCCGGAAAAUUAUAACUCCGGUCGCCCAGCGGUCGGUGAUCAUGCCAUCAAAGGUGGGUACAUGAACAACGACGGCAAUCUCGAGAAGGAGCUGCAGCAGAAAUUAAACACCCCCUCGCACAUCCCCGCGACGCUUUUGCAGUUUUGCCAACCCGUGGAUAGCACUAGCAGUGGCCAAAAUGCGAAUAACGGUGAGGAGGAUCAAGUGACAGCUUCCAGUUCCAACAAAACUGCAGCGAACAACACCAAGGCAUCUACUUCUGGUGAUUUGCUGUUCAACCUGUCCAACCUGGUCCAGCAACCGAAAAAAAAGCAGUGGCCGGAGAGUACUCGGACCAAGGAACAUGAGAAUUACCGGGGGUUCAAUGCUUUUGAAGAGCGGAUUAAGCACCAGGUCGAUCAAAGAAUCCACGCGUGGAACCGGACGAUGAUCGAAAAAACCGGCCAGGGAGUACCAACGGAAAUAACAAACGAGGUGGCGAAGCAGAUUGUGUGGAAACAGCAGCAGGCCGUAGCCGCGGCCCAACAGGUUUGGCAGGAGAAGAACAACGGGACUGCAAUGAAUUAUCAAAGGCAAAAAUGUCUGGGUCUGGAACAAAGCAGCUUGUCAUGCUAAAUCUGAAUCGUGUAAAAAUCUGUGUUGCGUGAUUGCCAAAAGCUGUCCACUUCUGACCUAAUCGCGAGGCAGUUUCUCAUGCAGGAUAGACAUGGUAGAACUCUCACAGAAUCUGUAAUGCUAUGUCCUACAUGCCAGACCUCAUGGGUCAUGGAAAACCUGCAUGACAAGUCUGGCAUUCAUCCAGACCCAGACAUUUUUGCAUUUGAUAUGAAUCACCAUGGUACUACAACUACAUCAAACAAUCCGGUAGCAAACACGUUCAACACCAGUUUUAACUUUUUCGGCAACAAAAAUACCGACAACCGCUAUGUCCCGGGUCAGCUGGUCACGAUGAAAAGCGGGGUGGCUGGGGGUCAACAUCAUCUCCCCGGGACAGCGAAGACGGAUACGGAACCGAAGAAAGACUCGACCUUGCCGAUUGUAAAAGAUCCGUCGACCUUAACUCGGGACUCCGAGUCGAAUACUUCCAAGGAUGGCAUGAUGAACAACGUUAAAUCUGCGGCGUCGAGCUCGUCCGGGAAACUGUCCGUGUCUGGCAAAAAUGCCGCGGUCCCAACCGUCGCACCACCGCCACCGCCUCCGCCACCAAGCGCGCCGCUGCAAUUAUCUUCGCCCCAGACCCAGCAAGCCGCUCGGCGGCUCGCUGAACAAGCGCAGAAGUCUACGCAGUCGCAGGCGAUCGCGGUGCAGCAGGCGGCGGCGCAGAGGGAACUGAUGAAAGCGAUGGUGGCAAAAGACACUACCGAAGAAGUUCCGCCGCCCCCUCCACCUUUGUCCUCCGAUGCGUUCAACAAGAUUUACGACAACCACCAGCGCUUCCAACAGGCUGCCGCGGGCGUGGACGCGGCGAAACAGUACGUUGGCGAGCAGGUAGGUGGUGCAUCCACCACAAACCACGUCUCUUUGAUGCAGCAGCAAAAGGACCAGAAUGCUGCGCAGAAGCAGUUCGCUGCGGCUUACGGGGCUUUGGCGUCGUAUUACCGUGGGAAUACGUACGUCGAGCCGGGCUUGUAUAAGCAGUUCUUGCAAAAUAAGAUGCUGCUGGAAAAAAGGCUGAAGGAGGAAAUGCUGCUGCAGGGACACGGAGCUGCGGCAGAAGGUGGAGUUGCUGGCAACGGCACAACAAGCUCUUGUUGCGCGAAAAGCAGUUGCUGCGCUCCCUCCACUUCUACUGCGCCGACGAUCCCGCCGCCGGUGCUACCCGGAAGCUGCACUACGUCUACUUCCGCUACCGCGACCACUUCUGCCACCUCCAGCGCCGCAACAGUCUCCGACAUGUGGGAGCAGCGGAGCAGCGCGGCCUCUCUCUGGGAGAAUCAAAAUAAUGCGCAGCAGAAGAGCAAUGGCGAACCGUCUACCGUGAAAAACCCCUUCGCAGGUUACUGGGACCAACGCGCGGUGAGUCCUGUGAGAGCACCAGCAGCAGCAGCUUCUACUGGUACUGCUGCUGCUUCCCCGCCAACCGUUCCGCCGCCGAGCAUGAAAGUUCCAGAAAACAACAGCAACAAUAAUACCAAGAGCAACAAUUUCUUCUCCGCGUUCUCCUCUGUUACCAAUUCUCCAUCCUCGCAGCAACUAACUCUCUCCCCGAGCCAGUCGCAGCUCUUGAAUCUUCCGAAAUCGAUCAAUGGGGAGGAGCAGAUCGUGUUGAAGGGGUUUUUGAAACCGGUUUUGUUAGAAGAGAUGCGCCACGUGAUCCGGAUUGUGGAGCAAACCGUCAUGAAUUUCUGCAAUGUGCAGUUCUGCCCCGAAAAGCGACUCCCGCCCGGGUUUGAGCCCACAACUUCGGAGGACGACGGAAAUAAUUCCGCAAGCAGUAAAUUGUCGAGCAAGAAACCCUCUGGUGUUGCAAGCAGCGGGGAUAAUAGCAGCAAGAGCAACGCAAGAAAUAAGCCUAUUUACAACGCGUUUAACCCGGUCGUGGUAAGCGACGCCGAUUUCGGAAAAGACUUGGAGGAACAACUGACCCAAAAAUUGCAAUCCUCCACGUCCGACGAAACGGUUGCUGUAUCUACUUCCAGCGCGACGAAAAACAACAACGACGAGGAGCAAGGAAACUCCAAUACCGGAUCCAAAAAGCAUGCUUGUGCCGUGUCGGAGACCGGAAACAUCGAGCAGCCCGUCGUGGAAGAAGAAAUCGAGCCGCAAACCGACCGCGCGGAGCCCAUUCCUUCCGUGAUUGCCAAAACUACGCCGGGGAAAUUGAAAUGGACAGUCGAGGCGGAGUUUGACUCUGAGGCGAAAACGGUUUCCUGGAAGGAUUUACACUUGGUGGAUCAUACCAGUAAUUCUUCUAUCGCGACGACGAAGCAUGUUUACGUUUCCUCGAUCAAAUUUGAUUUCAACCCGCAGUUCACCUGCGGCAUUUCCGUGCCGCAGCCGCCAAAUAGUGGGAAUAAUUCCCCGUCGAACUUGCCGGGAAACAACAAGUCUCCUACUUCGAGCACUAACGGCAACACUUCCAAUCUCCUCGCCGAUUGCAUUCGGAACCGGCUCCGGUCCAACCGGCAGAUUGUGGUGAAUAUCACGGAGAUUCUGCUCAAACAGGACCGCACCGGGGUCGACUGGGAUUCGAAGCAGAUGGGCUGGAUGAAUUAUUCGAAAAUGGACGCGAAGGACCAAUUGCACUACUAUCUGAAGUAUCAAAUGCAAAUAUGUCUGGGUCUGGAAGAGUGCGCGAUUUGUCAUGCCGCUUUUCCAUGACCCCUGAGGUUUGGAAUGCAGGACCUAGCAUGACAGAUUCUGCGCCAUCUCUCUCAUGCCUAUCCUGCACGAGAAACUCCCUCCCGACUUGGUCAAAGCUGGACGACUUUUGGUAAUCACGCAACACAGAUUUUUGCAUGCUUCAGAUUUAGCAUAACAAGUUGCAUUCUUCCCGACCCAGACAUUUUUGCAUUUGAUAUCAAGUCGAAUUUCUUCACGAAACGGAACAUGAAGGACAAUUCGGUCUUUUUGAAGUUGAGAAACAACGAAUCUGCGGUGCUGCACGUGUUCCAGAUGCUGGAAUCUACUUUGUUUGAAUCGAACUCCAGCAACUCGACCGGCGUAGGGCAAAAUUCCGCCAACGCUUCGUCUGCCAGCUCGAAUUCCGGUGAUGUGAAUGUUGCACCUGUUGCUCCGGCGACGAGUGCGCUGACAGCUGCUGCGAACACCGCUUCCACCGCUUAUUUCGAUCCAAAUACUGGCUUCGUUCCCCGGAUCGAGCCAGUUGCUAGCGCAAACACGCCUCGGAGUGGGCGGGACAACGGCCAACAGCAGCAGUCCUCUACGUUAGACGACUACGAGUCGGUCAUGGCCGCUUUUCUGUCCACUGCGGGCGCGGAUGGGAGUGGGAUUGUGCCGAGAGUGGCCGCAACUGGCGCAGUGGCCGCUGCUCCGACGAUUGCGGAGUCGAGACAUUCUGGUGACCACCCAGCGGAUAUGACCAACUUGAACCCAAGGGAGUUGUUGGUUUCUGCAUUAUCAAACUACCAAACGCAGUUGUCCAUCCGAAACGAUUUUCUCGGCGAAUUCUACGAGGAUUUGUGGGAGCGGAAGGACAUUUCCCGGAAGCGGAACCAAGCAGUUUCGAUCUCGUUCGAGCAAACCGGCGUGGUGAAAAGUUUGCACUACCACACCCGGAGCUUUCAAGUCGUGGGGAGCCCAUAA
Messenger RNA from Amoebophrya sp. A120, 6330 nucleotides. NCBI's taxonomy places the organism in Eukaryota, Dinophyceae, Syndiniales, Amoebophryaceae. The record is from the annotation of a GenBank genome assembly.